Molecule: messenger RNA, 3453 nt
Organism: Chara braunii
Lineage: Eukaryota; Viridiplantae; Streptophyta; Charophyceae; Charales; Characeae
Source: the annotation of a GenBank genome assembly
AUGAGAAGGCUGCGCUGGCCGCUGAGCUAGCAGCCAUGACAGACCCAAUGGAACGAAGAGAGAGGGAAGACAAGCAAAAGUUAGCAUGGAAGUUGAGAAUGAAGAGGGAGAAGAAGAGGAGGAGAGAGGAAGUGAAUAAGAUGACCGCAGCAGUGGCAAAGGUGCAGGAGUGUAGAGCGGAGGUGCUGGCCCAACCAAAUGAUAAGGCCAAGUGGGACAAAGUACUGGGCUAUCUAGAGGUGUUGAGCAAGGCUUGGAUGGAGGAGCGUCAGGCAAGCUGGAGCCAGGAUGUAGCGUUGAGUGCCAUGCGGUCCGGGUUCAGGGAUUUUGCGCGCAAAAUCGUCACCCACAUUGGGGGCGAAGUCAAACAGUUGAGGGACAAUGUAGGGAAGUUUUGUGAGGGCGCCAUUCAGGGUGUCAAAGCUGCAGCCGCUGUAGAAGGAGAGGGCAGACCCCGUACGGACCCUGUGAAACUUAAGUUCCCAGACGCGUACGGGGGAAAGAAGGACGAGAACUUUGACAACUGGGAGGCCAGUGUCAAUAGUUAUAUUUAUUUACAGCAUAUCCUGAUAGAGGAGCAAGUCCUCGUGGCCUUCCAGGCCCUGAAGGAUGAAGCGGCUAGCUUCGCCAGGUCUCUCGCGCGUACAGYSGGUUGUGAAAACAACCUGGUUGCAUAUUCCAAAGUCACUCCUCUUUCCCAAUUCCUCAAGCUCCUCAAGGAGCGGUUCGCUGACCCAACGCGAGGCAUUAGAGCCUCUGAUAAGCUCCAAACGAUCCACUCUCGGCAGUGGAGGAGUGCUAAGGCACUCAAGAGUACUAUGGACGACUUGGUAGCCGUCCCGGACCACGGGGUCACUGAGCCCCAGYUGGUCCAGUUGUUUUAUCGCUUCGCUAACUACUAUAGGAAGUUUGUGAGGAACUUCUCCACUCUCGCCGCUCCCUUGCGCCGAUUGCUGAAGAAAGAGGCAAUCUGGCAAUGGGACAAAGACUCUACGUCUGCGCUCAAGAAGCUAAAGCGCGCGUUAAUAGAGUAUCCUGUCCUCAAAGUUGCAGAUCCGUCUUUGCCAUUUGUCGUCACCACGGACGCGAGUCAGUAUGGGAUAGGCGUUGUGUUGCAGCAAGACGACGGCAAUGGCUAUAGACCCGUAGAGUUCAUGUCAGCGAGGAUGGCCUGUGAGAAGGUUGCUGCCUCCACGUACGAAAGAGAACUCUACGCUCUCAGGCAGGCUUUAGAUCAUUGGAAGCACUACCUGCUUGGGAGGCACUUCAGAGUGUAUUCGGACCACGAAACGCUUAGAUGGUUAAAGACUCAGGCCAAGAUGACACCUAAGUUGACUAGGUGGGCCGCAGAGAUAGACCAAUUCGACUUUGAGUUCAAGCCAGUGAAGGGCAAGUACAACGUAGUUGCGGAUGCUCUGAGUAGGAGAUCAGACUACUUUGGAGCUGUAGUACACUAUCUGGAUAUAGGGAGAGACCUGCAGGAGAAAGUGAGGCAAGCAUAUGCACAGGACCCUAUCUAUARCGACCUCCUAAASAGAGUUAGAGAGGCCCCAGAGACUGAAYCAGAYUACCGCACUACAGACGGGUUGYUGUUUGAGAAGACUAAUGUGUUUGACCGCCUGUGCGUUCCCAACAGCGAAGAGAUCCGCAGUUUGRUUUUAGGGGAAUGCCACGAUACUGAAGGGCAUUUCRRUUSGCAAAAGACAUUAGCCAACCUGAUGCGUGCGUAUACCUGGCCAAGGAUGAAGAAUGACUGCAUAGAGUAUGUCCGCAGUUGUAAAGUGUGCCAGAGGAAUAAGUCUACUACACACGCGCCCCUAGGUCUUCUCGGACCCUUGCCUAUUCUGGAUCAGCCGGGAGACUCCGUGUCCAUAGACUUCAUGGACACCCAAGUCAAGAGUAGACAUGGUAAGAGCCAAGUCAUGGUCGUAGUUGACCGUUUUAGUAAAUAUGCAGUUUUCGUCCCUUUGCCUGCAGAGGCACGUACGGACUUAGUUAUACAGAAGUUUUUUGACUUUUGGGUUAGUGAGAAUGGAAUCCCAGUGUCGAUAGUUAGUGAUAGAGACAGUCGUUUCACCAGCCAGAACUGGCAAGAACUCAUGAGAGUCUACGGAUCUAAGUUGUUAAUGUCGUCCGGCCGUCACCCAGAGACUAACGGUCAGACAAAACAGAUCCUACAGCAAGUUCUGCGCAUGUACAUUAGACCAGAUCAGAUUAACUGGGAUGAGAUGUUGCCUAAGGUCGCUAGUGCAUACAACAACAGCGUGCAUCUAUCCACCUGCCGCACUCCCAAUGAGUUGCACAAGUCCUUUAAACCGCGCAGACUGUUCGAAGGACUGAGCCGGGAUCAGAUUCACAGAUUACCGCCCGGUACCAGGGAGUUUGCGAUACGGCACGAAAAGGAGCUAGCCACUGUUGUUGAGAACCUUCGGAAGGCCCAGCACAGAAUGAUAGAGCAGGCUAACAAGCACCGUCACCCAUCACAGUUUCAAGUAGGUGACUUAGUCUGGGUCAAAGCAAAAGAGUUUGCACCGGAAGAAAACAUCUCGCAGAAGUUACUGCCUGCAUAUAGAGGACCGUGGCCGGUUCUAGAAGUCAAGGGCGGAGAGGAUGGACCGUCCUACAACAUUGAGAUUCCAGCACACCUCCACACAUACCCUGUGUUUCAUGCUUCAAAGCUGCUGCCGUGUGUCACAAGUCAACAGUUCCCUUCAAGGAGAUCCAUGAUCCCACCGGAUAUGGAUGGAAGCUAUGACAUAGAGGGCAUUGUAGAAGAGGACGUGUUUAGGACAGAAGGUAGAGGUCGUCCCCAGAAACAGUAUAAAGUCCGGUUUGCCUAUCAGGAACCAGAAGACGACCGCUGGUUCACGAAAGCAGAACUUCUAGAGACUGCUCCCGACAUAGUCAGAGCCUAUGAGCGUGACAAGAAAGGUAAAGGUCCCGCCUUGGACUGAAAUUUUCCCGGAGGACCUCGAAUUUAGGACGGCGGGAGUGAAACGGUUCUCACCUUUUAGCAGUAGCGGAUGCAGUACCUAGGGUUCGAUCCCUAGACCUCACCCUACCGAUGUACAGUAUCUGUGUAGACCCCGAUUAUUGAACCUGUGACCUGUGCAUUCAUAGGCAGUUGGUAGGCCUGUCGUAGGUCCAUAGGCAGCAGGGGUUCGAUCUGUAGGUCUAUAGCGUAGGAGUCUUAGUGAGUUCCCGAAACUUAGCUGUAGACCUUCUAGAAGGUAGGCAAGUGGUCAAGUGGUGAGGCAAGUGGUGGACUAAACCGCAGUGCAACAGCAGUACACCGUCGGUAGGAUAGCGGUGAGUCCACAGUCAGUCAGCGGAAGGUCCUGUCAGUCCCAGUCCGGUCCAGCAAGUACCACAGGGGGACUGUGAGCACCAAGGGCCGAUGGCAAAGGGCAGACCAACGAGUUUCUGAAGUAUAAAUCAAGAGGCAGCGCCCAG